Messenger RNA from Aspergillus tanneri, 3174 nucleotides. RefSeq names its product putative cysteine synthase B. Gene Ontology annotation, molecular function: ferric-chelate reductase activity. The transcript is spliced from 3 exons. Gene Ontology annotation, cellular component: plasma membrane. Gene Ontology annotation, biological process: intracellular iron ion homeostasis; copper ion import; iron ion transport. NCBI's taxonomy places the organism in Eukaryota, Fungi, Ascomycota, Eurotiomycetes, Eurotiales, Aspergillaceae. The record is from RefSeq and is a predicted model, not a curated record. Bases 1 to 3174 code for a protein of 1057 amino acids.
AUGCCUCCCGAACGAAAUGUAUACCGUGGGGCGGACUCGCUCAAACAAUAUUUUGAUCCCGAUUGUCAGCCGCCUCUGCCCUUGGUGGAGCUGCCGGAAUAUCUGAACCCAUACUAUCAAGAUGGGGUGCACAUUUACGCCAAGAUGAUGACCAUGCACCCGGCCAACAAUGUCAAAGCCAUGCCAGCCAUGAACAUGCUGGAAAAGCACAUGGUGGCGGGCCAAACGAAGACGAUCAUCGAAUACAGUUCAGGGUCUACGGUGAUCUCGAUGUCGAUGAUCGCGCGCGCCAUGCAUGGGGUCCAGGAUGUGCGGGCGUUUCUCAGCAACAAGACCAGCGAAGCGAAGCUGCGCCUGAUGCAGUUCUUCGGGCUCCAGAUUACGCUCUUCGGCGGACCGUCGCAGCCGGAGCCGUUUGACGAGCGCGGCGGCAUCCAGAACGCGCGGCAUCAGGGGCAGCAGUCUACGGCAGUGCUCAACCCCAACCAGUACGAGAACGACGACAACUGGGGAGCGCACGUGCGGUGGACGGGCCCCCAGAUCUUCGCGCAGCUACCGGAGAUCACGGUGCUCUGCGCGGGGAUGGGCACGUCGGGCACGAUGACGGGGCUGGGGACGUAUUUCCAGCAGGUCAAGCCCUCGGUGCUGCGACUGGGGGUGUGCACGGCGCCGGGCGACCGGGUGCCAGGGCCGCGAUCACUGGCGCUGCUGAAGCCGGUGGAGUUUCCCUGGAGGGCGGCAGUGGAUUCGAUCGAAGAGGUGAACUCGCACGACUCGUACACGCGGUCGCUGGAGCUCUGUCGAGCAGGCCUGGUCUGCGGGCCAUCGUCCGGAUUCAAUCUGCAAGGGCUCUUCCAGAUGCUGGAGAAGCGACGGACGGCCGGGACGCUGGCGGAGCUGGCGGGGGCAGACGGAUUGGUGCAUUGUGUGUUUCUAUGCUGCGACCUGCCGUAUCAGUACAUUGGUGAGUACUUUGAGAAGCUCGGAAAGGAAGAGUUCCCAGCGAUCCAGAACGAGCAUCUGACGCAGGUGGACGUCUACCGCUACGACGAGAGCUGGGAACGCAGCCCGGUGGUGCUGUUUACACAUUUCUACGAGAUGCCCAAGGCAUGGAGCGGUCCGAGUCUCCUCGGCCGCAUCACGCUGCGAGCGCAAUGCAGCGUGUUGGACCUGCGAACGGCAACGGACUUUGGAUCUUGGCAUCUGCCCGGAUCGGUCAAUGUGACACUGCAGAGUCUGGAUGCACACACGCCCAAGCCGUUCUCGGAUCCGAGGGUGUUAGAAGCACAGUGGAGGGAGCUGGAGGGGUUGUUCACGCCCACGACGGUCAAAACGCUGCAGGGACGCCAUGUGUUGGUGGUGUGCUACCAUGGGGACACGGCGCGCGUGGCUACGAGUGUGCUGAGGGCCAAGGGGAUUGCAGCAGACAGUCUGCGUGGGGGAUAUCAAGCUCUGCAGGAUCAUGGCAUCUGGGGGGACACAGAAACGCCAUCUUGUCAGGUGGAGAGGCAAUAUCCUAUAGUAGCGACGAAGUAUGAAGCAGACCACGUCUACGCCCUCAAUACCGUCUACUUCCUCAUCGCCUUCAUCGCCUUCUUCACUCUGCGCCAUCUCCUGUCCUAUCCUCCCCUCCAGCGACAUAAAAGGAAUAAUCCCAUCCAACGAGCCAUAUCCACCGUCCGAUCCAUCUCCUACCGCUCCCUUCAACCGGGCACCCCCUCGCUGGGCGUCCUCCUCGUUCUCGGCGUCGGAUUCCUCUUCUUCCUGCUUCUCACCCUGGUCCCCCAGCCCUACUACUGGCCUCGCAAUGCCUCCUACGGCAACAGUCCGCCCAUCGCCACGCGCACCGGAUGGAUGGCUUUGGCCCUGCUCCCUUUCGUGCUGGCUCUCAGCACCAAAGCCAAUCUGGUCUCUGCCCUGACCGGCAUCUCGCACGACCGUCUGCAGGUCUUCCACCACUGGACCAGCUACGCCAUGUUCGUCCUGGCUCUCGUGCACACCUUUCCUUUCAUCAUCUUCCACAUCCGAAAGGGCGAUAUGGUCCAUCAGUGGCGGUCCAGCGUCACUUACUGGACGGGUGUCGUGGCCUUGAUCUUUCAGACGUAUCUGACUGUGAUGUCGUUGCCUGCGUUCCGUCGUCGAUACUACGAGUUCUUCAAGGCGACUCAUCUCCUCGCCGCGUUGGUCUUCGUCCUUUUUUUCUUUCUGCAUUGUGACUUCCGGCUGUCCUCGUGGGAUUAUUUCAUCGCGACGGGCGCGUUGUAUCUCUUCUCUCUUGCUGUUGCGGGCAUCAGAACCACCUUGAUCCACGGGCGUCAUCGCGCUCAAAUCGACCGUCUUCCCUGUGGACUACUACGUAUUACUAUCCCCACGGUGGUGGUCUCCUGGACGCCAGGUCAACAUAUCUUUCUACGGUUCUGUACGCCUCAACUCGGUCUGCACUGUCUCACUGCCCAUCCGUUUACUAUCUCCUCGUUAACACAUGACCCCGUCGUCACGGGCACCCCCGCUCAGAUGAUCUUCUACUUGAAGCCGCAAACAGGAAUCACAGCUCGAUUAGACCGGUUGGCUCAACAGUCCCCUGGAUUUCAUACCACCGUGCUUCUCGAGGGUCCGUACGGCGGGAUCCCAGACACAACCGGGUCAUCGUUCGAUACGGUACUAGUCAUCGCGGGCGGAUCAGGAGGGGGAUUCGCUCUGAGUGUUGUGUCGGAUAUCUGUCGGCGAAAUGCCCCGGAAAAUAUAAAUAUACAGAUCGUUUAUACGAGUCGAUCGACAGAUAUGGCCCGUUGGUUUCGGGAUGAGAUUGCAGAAAUUGAUGGGCAGAGUGUCGGUCAGGUUCGGAUUCAUGAUACUUCUCUUUUUUCCACUUCUUCCAUUUCUGUGUCUGGUAUGCAUGGGGAUAAUGUUGUUGAACUCGAGAAGAAUCUGCGCGAGAAUCAGAACCAGAUUCAGUCCGAGGUAAAGGCAGAGGCAGAGGCAGAGGCAGAGUCAAUCCAGCGCGGUCGACCGGAUCUCCACGCCGUUGUCACACAGACUGCAACUACGGCCACGGCACGAUUGGCUGUGUAUGCCUGUGGUCCGGCCUCGAUGCUGCAUGAUGUGCGAAAUGCGGCGGCGGCGGCGCAGGGAAAGGCUGAGUUGUAUUUGCAUACGGAGGCAUUUUCAUGGUGA